ACUUAGUACAACAGUAGUACAAGCAAACUACAAGUUGUUUACAAGCAAUCUAGCUGAUUUAGUCCAUAAUUUUCAGCCAUAAGUUCUUACAUGUAGUUACAAAGAUGAGACUGUACAAGAUCUAGUGUAACUAACUAUGAACAAAGCUAACACAAGCUCAAUGGAGACUCAAUCUUUGCCUGACAUGUGGCUCCACUAUUUCUCAACCCGCAGGUCAGCCCCAGCUCACAUUCUAGCUGGUAGGAGACUGCUGUGCUCCAGGCAAUCGAAAACCUGUUCAAAAAGAAGGAUUCCAGGAAGCAGAGGGACAUCACGAUCCAAAAGCAGAGGAAAUUAUGAAAGGAGCUUCACAAGCACAUCACCUGCUAAACCACAGCCUAAGCAAACUUUGGUGUCAACAUCUAUAGUGCGAGCUCCAGGCUACACCCUCACGCGUAAUCCCACCAAUGUCAGAGUGGACAUAAACACAUCGACUUUCUUUGGAGGGAAGGAUGAACAGGAGAGUGUGGAAACGAUUAGGUCAAGCUCCAGAUUGUCAAAGCCAUCCAGUAAAAGGGACUCCCCCACUGCCUCCACUGUAAUGAGGGCAGCCAUGCUCGAGAAAGUGACGCAAGAAAAACAAGUACUGGAAUUGGAGAUAGCUGAGCUACACAUUCAGAUGGAGUCCGUUCAAAAUAAAUACACAGAGAAAGAAAAUCAGAAAGAGGAGGAGUUCUUUCAAGCUACCGAGAAGAUACGCAAACACCAUCAAACCGAUAUAGAAGAAUUGGAGGAGAAGCAUCAGCAAGAGAUGUGUGUCAUGCAAGACUACCACAAUGAAUUGGUUAAAACUAUCACCAAAGAUUAUGACAAAGAAAUAGAUGAAUAUCAAGAGAGAUUAAAAUUGGCCGAUGAGCAACUACAGGAGUCUGUUAGAGAGAAAGAAAAAACAAUAGGAAACCUAGAGGAAGAACUGAAAGAGCAACACCGUGACGAGAUACAGCAUCUCACGGACACGCUGGGGGAGGAAGCAAAGAGGAAAUUAGAAGAAACCCAGGCUGAGUUGAAAUUAGAACACAGACAGGAAAUUGAGGAAAUAACUGCCGAUCAUGAGACGGAAAUUGAUGGAAUGAGGGAAAAGUACAAUAAAGCAAUGGCCCUCAAAGAUGACCUACAAAAGUCCAUCAAAAGGAACAAGAAAUUGGAAAAGGAGAUUAGUAAAAAUAAAGAGAAGAUUCAAGCCGCCAAAGAACAGCAUACCGAAACUGAAACCCAACUACAAGAAACUAUAAGGAAAUUGAAGGAACUACAGGAUGACUUCCAAGAAAAAGUUUGGAUGGUGGAGACUAAUUACAGAGACAGAAUUGAUGCUCUGAAGUCAGAGAACACUCUGUUAAGAAGACGACUGCUAUGGAAAACAGACGAGUUUAGCGAUUACCGUGCCAACACUGAGAGGCUACAAGCAGAGGGAAUACGAUCAACCAGAGAAAAGCUGCAGAUUGUAUUGAGAGCACGGCAGAAGGCGUGUCUAAGUAUUGCCAUGGGAACUAGUGAUAUGUACACACAAGUGUCACAAGGUCGACCUGCAAGUGCACCGAUAACUAAGUCAGAGAGAAAAAAUGCAAAACUAAAAACGGACACUCAGUAGUUUCAAUAUUGCAUGUGUUUGUUGUUCAUUUUAGACUCUGAAUCUCACCAGACAAUAAUUACAAUGUAUAUACAUUAACAUGUUAAUUCACUUAUAAAUGUACGUGUUGCAAACAAAUUCUGAGGACAAUAGGAUGAAUUUCCUAUAUGAAACACAAAUAAGGUGCAUUCAAAGCAUUAUCUUCUAUUCUGCACCAUUUCCUCUCUAGUUACUAUAAGAGUAAAAAGCUAGCUCUUUCUGGAAUACUCUGACUCUACACAGUACUACUGUAUACAUACGAUGGCCAAGCUACUUCUUUUGAUUUGCUCUGCUAGUGUUCUACUGCUCCUAGCAACCACCAGUUCAGCUGCUCGAUAUCAACCAAGGCACAGGGACAGCCGUAGCCGGGAUCCGUGCGAAGAUGGGAGAAUGAAAGACAAACCUCAAUGCAGCAAAUCAAGAGAAGUCCAGCCAAUCAAGAUGAAGAAGUUUCCGAAGCAGUGGGAUUCUCGUGCACGCAGAUUGCUGAGCCCUUAUGGACAACAUAACAGAGUCCUCGUUUCUCUACCGUAUCCAGGAGAGGAGCGAACACCGUCCAAGAGAGAAGAGAAACGUGAAAAGCCGACAGAGAGUCCUUGUAAGUACAAAGAGACAGAGAACAAGAAGACAGAGUGCGAGAAGGAAUUGGAGAAAUCUCGCGAGAAAAAGCCUUGCAGCAAGAUUCCCAAGAUAAAGUCUGCCCUGAGGGUUAUUGACGGAAUGAGGGAACUCCUUAGCAUGGAGUAGUUACAUGUAUAGCUACGAGGAACAAUGAUUAGAAAGUUAUUGAUGAUGCAAAUUAAACAUGUUCAUUUCUUGUAAGAUUAUAAUAGUGAUUGCAAAUUUAA
Messenger RNA from Halichondria panicea, 2493 nucleotides. RefSeq names its product WD repeat-containing protein 87-like. Bases 137 to 1627 code for a protein of 496 amino acids. Gene Ontology annotation, cellular component: cytoplasm. The record is from RefSeq and is a predicted model, not a curated record. The transcript is spliced from 18 exons. NCBI's taxonomy places the organism in Eukaryota, Metazoa, Porifera, Demospongiae, Suberitida, Halichondriidae.